GAGGGUGAUACACAUAUCCUAUUAUUUCUUUUCUUCAUUUUUAAUCUCUCAGUCUUCCCUUUAUAUCAUUACUUGUUUCCAUAUUCUUUUUCCUAAUUUGACUAAAAUAAUCCAAGGGCGUAAAUUAGGAGUAGAAAAGUUGCUGAGGUAAUGAUGAGAAGGAAGGGCACUAGUCGGCGUGGCUUUUUCUCUCAUUACUAGCACGCUGGCAACAGAAGGAUACCAAAGUUAAGAGAAUUUGACUGACAAGACAAGGAUUUGGAAGUGCUUGAUAUUCUUGGUUCAUGACAUUUUGGCUAUGAUUAAUAUAAAUUGAGGCUCUGCUGGGAAGAUACCAACAAAUACAGAAGUUCAGUAACUCCUUUGUUUCGUUAAUUAUGCCUUCCUCCUACACAGUUCUUUGCCCUUUUCUCUUCUCUUUUCCCCGUUCCCUUUAAGAACUAUUUGGGGUUUGAUUAAAAAAAAUUCUUGUUUUGUUUACCAAAUAUUUUGUCAGUAUAGUUAGUUGUUGUUUUUGUCUUUCCGACAAUAUCUACUGCUUGCAGCUGGAAGAGGAUCUUUUCAAGGUAGGGUUGUCCUAAAAAAGGUGAAGUUUUCAACAGUUAUGGAGAUGGUUUUGUCUCUCUAACUAUUCUAUGGUCUAAAUUUUGCUGAAUUAACAAACAAAAAGAGACCUCAGAUAUGAAGUUUAUGAAACUAGGAUCUCGGCCUGACACAUUCUUCACUACCGAGGCUGUUAGAUCAGUCUCCUCAGAGAUUUCAAGUGAUCUCAUAGUUCAAGUAAAGGGUAGCAGAUAUUUGCUUCACAAGUUUCCCUUGCUGUCCAAGUGCUUGAGGCUGCAGAGACUCUGCGUUGAGAAAACCUCUCAACACGAAAUAGUCGAGCUACAAGAUUUUCCAUGUGGCAUAGAAGACUUUGAGUUGUGUGCUAAAUUCUGCUAUGGAAUCACCAUCACUCUCAGUGCUCACAACAUUGUUUCAGUACGCUGUGCAGCAGAAUAUCUACAAAUGACUGAGGAUGUAGAAAAGGGAAACUUAAUUUGUAAACUCCAAGUAUUCCUCAAUUCUUGUGUUCUUUCAGGUUGGAGAGACUCAAUUGUGACAUUACAGAGCACCAAGGCAUUUCCUUUAUGGUCCGAAGAACUUGGCAUAACAAGCACAUGUAUUGAAGCUAUUGCAUCAAAGGUUUUAGCCCAUCCUCUCAAAAUGAAUUUGUCACAUAGCUACUCGAGAAGAGGCGGAAGAGAUGAUAUUUCUUGCAAUGGAUCACAAAGCCUAAGGCAUAAUAAACCUUUAUCCAAAGACUGGUGGGCUGAAGAUUUAGCAGAAUUGAGCAUUGAUCUCUAUUGGAGAACCAUGAUAGCCAUUAAAUCAGGUGGAAAAGUAGCAGCUAGUCUUAUUGGUGAUGCAUUGAGAAUUUACGCGUCUCGAUGGCUACCAAACAUAUCAAAACAUGCAAACCUUGAGAAGAAUAAGCACUCUGAUUCAGAUUCAAUUGGGAAAUACAGGCUGCUUUUGGAAUCAAUUAUAAGCUUAUUGCCUACUGAAAGAGGAGCUGCUUCUUGUAGUUUUCUGUUGAAAUUGCUUAAAGCAGCAAACAUUUUAAAGGCUUCCUCUUCAUCAAAGAUGGAAUUGGCAACAAGAGUUGGACUUCAAUUAGAGGAUGCUACAGUUGGUGAUCUCUUAAUACCUUGUGUAUCAAAAACAAGUGAUACAAUUUAUGAUGUGGAUAUAAUUAUCACCAUAUUAGAGCAGUUCAUGUUACAGGGUCAGAGUCCACCAACAAGUCCUCCAAGAAUGAAAGAGGAUUUUGUGAGAAGAAGAUCUCGGUCCGCCGAGAACAUUGACCUUGAGUUUCAGGAAAGCAGGAGAUCAUCUUCAGCAUCACAUAGCUCUAAACUUAAAGUAGCUAAGCUUGUGGAUGGAUAUCUCCAAGAGAUUGCCAGCGAGGAAAAGUUGCCUCUGUCAAAAUUCAUUUUCAUUGCUGAAGCAAUCCCAGAAUUCGCUAGGCUUGACCAUGAUGAUCUUUACAGAGCCAUUGACAUCUAUCUUAAGGGGCAUCCAGGUCUGAACAAGAAUGAAAGAAAGCGUUUGUGCAGAAUGUUAGACUGCAAAAAAUUAUCCAUGAAAGUGUGCAUGCAUGCAGCUCAAAACGAAUUGCUCCCAUUAAGGGUAGUAGUUCAAGUUCUGUUCUUCGAGCAAGCUCGAGCCACCAUGUCUGGUGGCCAUAUAACUGAGCUCCCCAGCCACAUCAAAGUGCUUCUUGCUAACCAUGAUGACAUAUCAAAGACUUCUGCAUCGUUCAAAAUGACACCUGCAGAUGACCAGUGGAGUGCCUCAGGCAAGCUUUCAACACUGAAAAUGAAGCUGGCAGAAAAUGAAGAUUUGGAUGAAAAUUAUGUUGAUGGAAAUGGGACAUCCUCACGAAUAAAAGCUUCCUGCAUAUUUCCUAGUCGACCUAAGAGAAUGUUCAGUAAGUUAUGGUCCAGCAAUAGAUCAGUUGCAAGUGAAAAGAACUGAAUUUUAUUUGCUUAGUUUCUUGGUUAAUAGCGUUUGGGGAAGGGCAGGGGGCUAUUUCAAGGGUAAAGUAUACUCUGUUCGCCACAAUUCUUGCCAGUUAAAUAUCUAUUUAUCUCUUUCGUUACUUCUCGGAAAACAAGUUGUAAUCUUUAUGAAAGGAAAAUCCAAUGUGAAUUAUUGGUUUAUCCUAUCCAAUAAAAAUAUUGUUGCGGAA
Nicotiana tabacum (common tobacco) is the source of this 2734-nucleotide messenger RNA. NCBI's taxonomy places the organism in Eukaryota, Viridiplantae, Streptophyta, Magnoliopsida, Solanales, Solanaceae. The record is from RefSeq and is a predicted model, not a curated record.